UCAUAUGCGUAAAUUGUGCGCAACAUUGAGCGCCAAACAACACGAAGCCACUCCCAUCAGUUCAUCGCAGGAUGCACAGCGUCAAGUCAUGGACCAAAAUGACAAUGACCUUCAAGGAACCGAUGGUUCGGGAUCCCUUGGAGGUCUUGAUGUUCGCAGACAGAUCCCAAUCAAGUUACUGUCGAAACAGACGGAAAGAGGCAAGCUGCCUGUCCGACCUCAGCGUCCCAACACCAGACUGCCCUCAAAAAGUGAAGAAGAGCCGUUCAGCUAUAACCAAGAGGAAAGAUUUGAGUGUAAAUCUGGAGAUGCUUAUGGAAACCAGCGAAGAUUUCCUCAGCCAAUCUUCUGGGAUUAUAAGCUCAACUUGAUAGGACUUAAAGAUGACACUCCGGUUCAUUUUUGUGACAAGUGUGGUCUGCCUAUAAAGAUCUAUGGGCGAAUGAUACCCUGUAAGCAUGUUUUCUGCUAUGACUGUGCAGUGCACUAUGAGAAGAAAUGUGAUAAGAUGUGCCCUGGUCUGUCCCUCUACAGCUGCUCAGACGCGGUCCAACGCAUCGAGCAGUGCCAGCGCGGCUCGCUCUUCAUGUGCAGCAUCGUGCAAGGCUGCAAACGCACCUACCUCUCGCAGCGAGACCUACAGGCCCACAUCAACCAUCGCCACAUGAGGGCCAGCAAGACCGGAACCUCUCGGCCGGAUCCACCUCACCCGACUCUGGCCUCGGACCCACCAGAGCGCUUCCGGUUUCCACCGCCCCCUCACCUGGUCAAAACACACGCUCUCGUUCCUCCCCCGCUGCAAGGACACGAUACCUACAACCAUCCGCAUCCAUCCUCUCCCUCUGAUCUGGGCCCCUCCCCACGGCCCCUCCCCCCAGAGACCUUCCGAAUCGCCACAGUGACUACACGCAAGCAUAGCAACCUCAUCACGGUGCCCAUUCAUGACGACUCGGGGAGCUCAGGCCCUUCCCCCCGUGAGCCACACCCACACACCCCUCCCGGCCCGCCUCCGCAUCAUCACCCUGGCGAUUACUCCAGCCAACCAGUGGUGUCCCACCCGCAUCAUAUCAUGCCUCCACCACAACAGCCACAUUACGUGCCUCCGCCGCCCCCACCUCCCCCUCUCAGCAUCCCCAUGCAGCACCCGCCGCAGGGCUCUGCUACGCCUCACAUGGUUUACAACCAAGCACCUCCCAUGUCGACACCACCUCCACCCGGACACAUCAUCAGCCAGUUACCACCCUACAUGAACCACCCUCCACCUGGACCAGUUCCCCCGGUCGGUGCGCACCACUACAACCCAAACUCAAUGCCACAGGACCAAGGCACUCUUAGCCCACCUUUCACCCAACCAGGUGCCAUGAGCCCGGGGAUGUGGCCCAAUCCUCGCGGCCCCCAUCCGCCCCGCAUGCAGGGGCCCCCACCACAGGGACAAAUGCCAGGGCCUCACCAUCCCGACCAGUCACGAUAUAGACCUUAUUACCAAUAGCAUCCUGCCUUUAUCGGCUCUAUCAGACAUAGAUGGAUAACCAUAUCUAGUCAGAAACAACACUAAGCUGCCUGGGAUGUUUGUCUCCACUGAUAACUUACACUAUGAUGAUCCCCAUUACUGGCAUUUUUGUACUAAUGUCCCUCAUUCAGGGAGGGAGUAAUGGAAUAAUGAAUAGUUGAGUGUGAAAUUUUUUUUUUUUUUUUUGGUUGGAAGAAUUUAACAGUUUUGUUUGAAACAUUUACAUAAUGUUGUAUUCAACAACUGCAAUAAAUGAAACUUGAAUUCUGUUUAGAUUUUUGGCUUGAUAUUCAUGACUCUUGGGUACACAGACUGAAGCUAGUUGAAGUGAUAAUCACCCCAAAAUAUUAAAUUCUGUCAUUUACUCACAAACCAUGAAAUGCCAACUAAGAUAUUCGGAAGGUAUUUGGGCAGAGUUUUCAUUUUUUGGUGAACUAUGUCUUGAACAGUUAUAAUUUGGAAAUGCAUUACAUUUACUUUUACAGUCUGAACGACUAUUCACAGAAAAUCGUGUAGUGUAUGAUGGUCACAGAAUCAGAUUUUUAUUAUUUUUUUAAUUAGUUUCAGUCUUUGAUUUCAUCCAUAUGAAACAAUACUUUAAGCUUUGUUUUCGUUAGUCAUGCUGAGUGUGUUCGGUGUGAUCCUCAGUCAUUUACUGAAUGAUGUACAGUUUUUCUAUUUUAAGACAAUUAAAAGGCUGGCAAGUGUAUAAAGUCUAUUUAAAAAUCUGCUUUAAAAGGUUGUGUAGUGUAUUUCAGGCUUGAGUCAAUUUUCAUUCAAUAUCAGUAGCUUGUAAAGAAAUGUUUAAAGCACUUAAAAACACUUUUGUAAA
Molecule: messenger RNA, 2342 nt
Organism: Puntigrus tetrazona (Sumatra barb)
Lineage: Eukaryota; Metazoa; Chordata; Actinopteri; Cypriniformes; Cyprinidae
Product: E3 ubiquitin-protein ligase Hakai
Exons: 6
Coding region: 5-1489 (494 amino acids)
Biological process (GO): regulation of cell adhesion; protein ubiquitination
Molecular function (GO): ubiquitin protein ligase activity
Source: RefSeq, a predicted model, not a curated record